This is a messenger RNA of Enterospora canceri, 633 nucleotides long. The record is from the annotation of a GenBank genome assembly. Lineage: Eukaryota; Fungi; Microsporidia; Enterocytozoonidae.
AUGGAAAUUGAUUUGUUUAAGAAGAUAGAAGAAUUCAAAUUCAUAAGGAAUGUGAAAGCAGGUGAUGAAAUCAUAGAAGAAGGACGUAGGUGUAUGAAUAUACUGAAUAACAAGGCAACAACUGAUGGAAAACUGUAUAAAGUGGGAAGAAUUUUAUUCAAUUUUUCCAAAACAAUUCAAUACAGACCAAUGGUACAUGAUAUUGUGAUAGGAAGAGUGUUUGUUAUUCAAAACGACUAUUAUAAAGUCAAUGUGGCACAUGGAAAUCUACACAACAGUAUGUACACUGGAAUACUGCCAUUUCUAUCAUUCACAAAUGCAACUAAGAAGAAUAGACCUGAAUUGAAUACAGGUGAUUUGGUACUAGCCAAAAUAUCAGGUAUCUUUGGAAAUGAAUUGCAAUUAACUUGUAAUGAGAUGAACCUGGGUCAAAUUGAUUUCGUGUUCCAAAUGGAUGUCUGGAAAGUGCAACUGCUUCAUUUUAUGAAUCUACAGGAGGAAAUUAAAAGCGUAAGUCGAAAAUGUAAAUCAUAUUGCUUGGCAUUAGGUAUGAAUGGAUACAUUUAUUUGGAAAGUGAUGAAUUCAUAGAGAUAAAACAGGCAUUAGAACAGUGUAUGAAUGAAUCAAAUUAA